Molecule: messenger RNA, 1792 nt
Organism: Spodoptera litura
Lineage: Eukaryota; Metazoa; Arthropoda; Insecta; Lepidoptera; Noctuidae
Source: RefSeq, a predicted model, not a curated record
UUACAGUGGACAUUGAAUGGUUAUGGUUAUUGCGCGUUUCAUUUAUAGUCAAGCAAAAUGGUUCUUAAGAUUUUUAUAAUAUUCAGUUUGUUGGUCUCGUCUGUUAUCAGUGAUUCCUGUGUCACGUUCGAUUUCGAAGACGGUUUCAAUGACUUGUUUGGUCACUACCGCGGCUCAUGCACCCCUUUUCGAUUGUGGCAUGUCAGUGAUUACCACAGUUUGGGUUUGGCCAGUCCAGAUAAGCGCAGUACUAAAUUCAUAACACCCGAAACCAGUUCGAUGAGUUGUGCUUCCUCAUUCAAUUUCACAAUGAAUGCGGGUGGAACCAUUGAAUUUAACAUUUAUAUGGAACAAACAGAUAGUUUAGAUCAGGUGCAUCUUAUGGCUUAUCAUAUAGGCCCCGAUGGUUUCGAUUUUGUGAUAGGAAUGGAAGUUGUAAGACAUCAGACUGGAUGGGACACUGUGAAGGUGCCUUUAGGUGGACCAAGGACAUUUACUGGUUACGUUUCCUUAUACGGCUAUUCGGCUCGUAGCUCUAAAGUACUGAUUGACUCAUUCCGCUAUAUACCACCUGGAGUGGAUGCGAGUUCGUGCCAGAUAUACGGAUCAAGCAAAAUGGUUCUCAAGACUUUUAUAGUAGUCAGUCUGUUUGUCUCGUCUGUAAUCAGUGAUUCCUGUGUCACGUUCGAUUUCGAAGACGGAUUCAAUGAUUUGUUUGGCUACUACGGGUCUUGUAACUCUUUUCCUUUGUGGCAUGUCAGUGAUUACUACAGUUUGGGUUUGGCCAGUCCAGAUAAGCGCAGCACUAGAUUCAUAACACCCGAAACCAGUUGGAUAAGUUGUGCAUCCUCCUUCAAAUUUACAAUGAAUGCGGGGGGAACCAUUGAAUUUAACAUAUACAUGGAACAAACAGACAGCUUAGAUCAGGUGUAUCUUAUGGCUUAUCAUAUCGGACCCGAUGGCAUCGAUUUUGUAAUAGGAAUGGAAGUUGUAAGUUAUCAGGAUGGAUGGGAAACGGUGAAGAUGCCUUUAGGCGGCCCGAGGACUUUUACGGGUUACGUCUCCAUAUUCGGCUAUUCGGCUCGUAACUCUACAGUACUGAUUGACUCAUUCCGCUACAUACCACCUGGUGUGGAUGCGAGUUCGUGCCAGAUCUACGGAUAAUCAACUACUACUGCUACUGAGAUAAAGUUAGAUGACCCGAAACUCUUUAGCGGAUCACUGAUGAAGAACUACUUAUAGCCUAAUAAAUACAAUCACAACAUUUUUUUGAUUUUUAUGAACAUUUUGAAAAAAAAAUAUUAAUUUCUACACCACGUGAAAUUAAAGAAAGCGAUGCGUUUCGUCGUGCGUUAAUGUUUUUCUUUUGUGGAGAACAAAGUUUGUGAUAGGACGUAAAGAAGAAAGGAAUGGGAUCAUAUUGUGUUGAUCCCAAGUCACUUGGGGUAAGGUCUAGCAAAAGCAAGAGAUAUUGAAUAGGAAGAGUUUACAAUCGUAGUCAUAAUAUGUUAAUAUUUGCUUAAAGGAAAUGUCAGAGAUUGUAUACCCAUUGUUCAUUAUUUAAAUUAAUAUCACCUAAUCACCGGAUACACGAUAUUAUUAUCCCUACAGAAGAAUGAAUGAGUCAUGUGUAAUUUUUCCGCAACAGAUUUUUAUAUUUGAUAGCCAUAUUGAAUUAUCAUAAGCUACUUAUAACAAAAUGUUGACAAUUUGAGAUAAACUUAUGAUUAAGUGUUUGAGUCUGGUCUUUUUGUUUUGAAUUCAAAUUUUCUAAUUAUAUGUCAUGAUUGCA